AUGGACAACUCAGCUGUUGUAUAUUCAAGCAAUCAACUAAAGCUGGCUAAUGAUGCGAUGCUCAUCUAUUGGUUGGUUGUAAUGCAUGUAGGGUGUGAAGUAUACAACCUGGGGACAGGAAAGGGGACAUUGGUGUUGGAAAUGGUGGCAGCAUUCGAGAAGGUUUCUGGCAAGAAAAUCCCUUUGGUGCUUACUGGGCAAAGACCUAGAGACGCAGAGAUCGUCUAUGCCGCAACUGCCAAGGCAGAGAAAGAGCUCAAAUGGAAGGCAAAAUAUGGGAUCGAGGAGAUGUGCAGAGAUCUGUGGAACUGGGCAAGCAAGAACCCUUACGGCUAUGCUGGAUCACGCCACUAUAGCAAAUGA
This is a messenger RNA of Miscanthus lutarioriparius, 363 nucleotides long. The record is from the annotation of a GenBank genome assembly. Lineage: Eukaryota; Viridiplantae; Streptophyta; Magnoliopsida; Poales; Poaceae.